AUGGGAGUUUCGGUUGACAACAAGACAGCUGUAUUGCGCAUUUUGGGGCUUUCGACGGCUGCAUUGAUUCACCGGAUUCUGGAUGUUACCAAUUGUGAAUCAAUCCAAGAAGUGCUGUUCUACGAAACAGAAUCAUUUGAAGCACUUCCGAUUCUUGCGACACUUCCGCAUAUCGAACAAAUCUUCGUCUGGCAUGAGUGUAACGAAGGUUUUGUUCAAAAAAUGUUUGAAAUGCUGUCGAAAAAGACAUCGAAUAUUGAUAUGUAUCAAAACUGGUACGGAAACCUUGAACAAUUUCAAAAGGUUCUCAUGCUGAACAUGCAUAGUAUCACAAUCAAUGUCUUAAUGGUCAGGGACCCAACCCGUUUUCGGCUGUCUCUAGAUGACCUUGUCGUUUGCAAUGCUGUACAUCUACAUCUCCUUGGAGUUAUGGUCGAUGUGAAAACUCUCAACCGUUUUUUCAAGUUGUGGAUGAGAAACAAGUCUAAUCCCCGACUGGAACAUCUGAAAUUCAUGACACUAGAAGAGGUGAGUACAGAUGUCCUUUUGAAGGGACUCAGUGUCAUCAAGAUGCCACAAACUACAACAAGAACAUUCCGAGUCUCGGACUAUGCAAAUGCCCGGUGCAAAGAAAAAGUUGUGACUGGAGGGUUGGAUGUGAUAAAAUCGGAUGGGAAAAGAGCAACUUUGGAAGUUGAAGCGAUGGCUGGAACAACAGUUGUAGAGUUUUUUGUUUGGAUGUAA
Molecule: messenger RNA, 744 nt
Organism: Caenorhabditis remanei
Lineage: Eukaryota; Metazoa; Nematoda; Chromadorea; Rhabditida; Rhabditidae
Exons: 1
Coding region: 1-744 (247 amino acids)
Source: RefSeq, a predicted model, not a curated record